Messenger RNA from Prunus persica (peach), 2265 nucleotides. RefSeq lists its product as uncharacterized. Bases 1 to 2265 code for a protein of 754 amino acids. The transcript has 2 exons. Gene Ontology annotation, biological process: DNA integration. The record is from RefSeq and is a predicted model, not a curated record. Gene Ontology annotation, molecular function: RNA-DNA hybrid ribonuclease activity; nucleic acid binding. NCBI's taxonomy places the organism in Eukaryota, Viridiplantae, Streptophyta, Magnoliopsida, Rosales, Rosaceae.
AUGGAGGACCUGGAGCUGGUUACCCUCCAUGACGAUAUCCCGAAUCGACAAGUCCGGAUCGGCACCUCCAUCUCGCCAGAGCUUCGCUCUGACUUGGUCUCCUUCCUCCGCCUCAACUCCGAAGUCUUCGCAUGGUCCUACAAUGAUAUGCCUGGUAUAUCACCAGACAUCAUAUCCCAUUGGCUUAGCGUCAAUCCUGCCGUCAGACCAGUCCGACAGAAGCGUCGCGCUUAUGAUCCCGAGCGCUAUGAGGCCAUGAGGGCGGAGGUGGAACGAUUGAGUAGCAUCGGAUUCAUCAGGGAGGUUGACUAUCCUACAUGGCUGGCUAAUGUCGUGAUGGUCCGCAAGCCAAGAAAGGGCUGGCGCAUGUGUGUCGACUACACCAACCUUAAUCGGGCCUACCCAAAGGACAGCUUCCCGCUACCCCGCAUUGACCAGCUAGUCGACGCCACAGCCGGCCACGCCCUCCUUAGCUUUAUGGAUGCUUAUUCAGGUUACAACCAGAUCUUCAUGCACCCCCAAGAUCAGGCCCACACCUCUUUCAUUACGGACCGCGGCCUCUACUGCUGGUCAAAUGGGCCAUUGAACUGGGGCUGUGGGGCCGGCCUCGUUCUCAUCUCCCCAGACAAGGUUGCCCUCGAGUACGCCCUUCGCUUCAAAUUCCAAGCCUCCAACAAUGAGGCCGAAUACGAAGCACUCUUAGCUGGUCUUCGAUUAGCCAAAGAGAUGGAUGCCAGGCAAAUUCAGAUAUUUAGCGAUUCACAACUCGUGGUCCACCAGGUCAACCAGGACUUCACGGCUAAGGAUGCCUCUAUGACGGCCUACCUCCAGCACACUCGGCACUUGCUGGCAACCUUCCAAGCCCACUCUAUCAAGCAAGUGCCGCGCUCCGAGAAUAGCCAUGCCGAUGCACUAGCCAGGUUGGCAUCAGCCCUGGAGCAAGGAAUGGGUCGCCACAUCCACAUCGAGUUUUUGGCCCAGCCCAGCACACAAGCCCCACUCAUCUGCACUAUUGAUCACAGCCCUACAUGGAUGGACCCCAUCCUCCAGUUCUUACAGAACCAAACACUACCGGCUAAUCCGGCAGAAGCACGACUCGUUCGCCAUCGCUCCGCCCGUUACUUGAUCAUUAACGGCUCCUUAUACAAGCGUGGUUUCAGCCUUCCUUACCUUCGAUGCCUGACUCCAGAGGAGGGUCACUAUGUCCUCCGAGAAAUCCAUGAAGGCAUCUGCGGCAACCACUCGGGCGCACGCUCGCUAGCCCAUAAGGCAAUCCGCCAAGGAUACUUCUGGCCUUCACUCCACACUGACGCCCAGGCCUUCACCCAGAAAUGCGACAAGUGUCAGCGAUUUGCCAACAUCCCACAACUCCCGGCUGAACCGUUGACUGCCAUGGUCAGCCCUUGGCCAUUUGCCCAAUGGGGACUGGAUCUCAUUGGACCGAUGCCAGAGGGCAAGGGCCAAGUCAAGUAUGCAGUUGUGGCCGUGGACUACUUCACCAAGUGGGCUGAGGCCGAGGCCUUGGCCACCAUCACUGCGGCUCGCAUCGAAUCCUUUGUGUGGCAAAACAUUGUAUGUCGCUUCGGCAUCCCCAACUCCAUUGUCACCGACAAUGGCCGGCAAUUUGACAACGCCAAAUUCAAACAAUUUUGUUCCAACCUCAAGAUUCGUCUGUGUUUCGCCUCCCCAGCCCAUCCUCAGUCCAAUGGCCAGGUCGAAGCCGUGAACAAAAUCAUCAAGAAGACCCUCAAGACAAAACUUGAUAAAGCCAAGGGCUGCUGGCCAGAACUACUCCCAGAAGUACUCUGGUCUUACCGCACCACCUUCCGCACAUCCACGGGUGAAACGCCGUUCUCCCUAUCAUUGGGAACCGAGGCCGUGGCUCCGGUAGAGAUUGGCCAGCCCACAUACCGAACCUCCACUUACGAUGCCACGGCCAAUGACGAGCAGUUGGCCCUCAACCUCGACUUCAUUGAGGAACUCCGGGACCAAUCGAGCAUGCGCAAUGCCGCGUACAAGCAACGCAUCGCCAAAUACUAUGACUCCCGAGUCAAGCCCCGUGCUUUCAAAAUGGGGGACUGGGUCAUGCGCAAGGUUUCCUUGGCUACCAAAAAUCCUAACGAAGGUACCCUCGGCCCUACAUGGGAAGGUCCUUACGAGAUUAUCAAAAUCUGCCGCCCCGGCACUUAUCAGCUUCGUGAUUCCACAGGCAAGACGCUGCCUCACCCGUGGAAUGCUGACCACCUCAAGUAUUAUUACAAGUAA